Molecule: messenger RNA, 3267 nt
Organism: Misgurnus anguillicaudatus (oriental weatherfish)
Lineage: Eukaryota; Metazoa; Chordata; Actinopteri; Cypriniformes; Cobitidae
Gene: pfkfb4a
Product: 6-phosphofructo-2-kinase/fructose-2,6-biphosphatase 4a
Biological process (GO): fructose 2,6-bisphosphate metabolic process; fructose metabolic process
Cellular component (GO): cytosol
Molecular function (GO): ATP binding; 6-phosphofructo-2-kinase activity; fructose-2,6-bisphosphate 2-phosphatase activity
Source: RefSeq, a predicted model, not a curated record
UACGGUAGGCCAGUCCUUUAUCAGUUAUCGGUGACGUUUCAGUUCCCUGUUUUUUAAUGCUCGUAGACGACCGUACGCGGAGAGGACGCUUCACCGAAUCGGAUGUUCGAGCAAGAUAAUGAGUUUAAUAGAGACAAACAUCGAAUGUUGCGGCAACGAUCGACCCCGAGAGCUCACUCAGAACCCCUUGAAGAAAAUAUGGGUGCCAUUCUGCAGGAACGGCCUUGCGGAGAAAAACACUAAACAGAGAAAGGUAUGUAUGACCAACUGCCCAACGCUUAUAGUUACCGUGGGACUACCAGCCAGAGGAAAGACCUACAUCUCCAAAAAACUCACACGCUACCUCAACUGGAUUGACGUUCCAACAAAAGAGUUUAAUGUUGGGCAGUACAGACGAGAAUGUGUGAAGAUCUACAAAUCCUUUGAGUUUUUUCGGCCGGACAAUGAAGAAGGCCUACAAAUCAGGAAACAAUGUGCAUUGACAGCUCUCAAUGACGUAAGACAGUACCUCACAGAUGAAGGUGGCCAAGUAGCGGUUUUUGAUGCCACAAACACAACAAGAGAGCGACGAGAGACAAUCCUAAGAUUUGCAGAGCAGAAUGGUUUUAAGGUUUUCUUUGUAGAAUCUGUAUGUGAAGACCCAGAUGUUAUUGCUGAGAACAUUGUGCAAGUGAAGUUGGGCAGUCCAGACUACACGCACUGUAAUACAGAAGAUGCUGUCGCAGACUUCAUGAAGAGAAUUAAAUGUUAUGAGAACUCCUAUCAGACGCUGGAUGAGGAGCUGGACAGGGAUCUUUCCUUUAUUAAGAUAAUUGAUGUCGGACGGCGGUACCUUGUGAACCGAGUCCAGGACCACAUACAGAGCCGAAUAGUUUAUUACCUCAUGAACAUCCACAUCACACCCCGCUCCAUCUACCUGUGCCGGCACGGAGAGAGUGACCUGAAUCUCAAAGGUCGUAUCGGAGGUGAUUCAGGGCUUUCGGCCCGGGGAAAGGAGUUUGCUAAGGCUAUGGGUCAGUUUAUCCAGUCACAGAAUAUCCGUGAUUUGAAGGUGUGGACGAGUCAGAUGAAGAGGACAAUACAGACAGCAGAAGCUCUGGGUGUGCCAUACGAACAGUGGAAAGCUCUUAAUGAGAUAGAUGCUGGUGUUUGUGAAGAGCUCAUGUAUGAGGAGAUACAGCAGAAAUAUCCUCAGGAAUUUGCAUUACGUGACCAGGACAAAUAUCGCUACCGCUAUCCCAAAGGAGAGUCUUAUGAAGACUUGGUCCAGCGGUUAGAACCUGUGAUCAUGGAGUUGGAGCGUCAGGAAAAUGUUCUGGUUGUUUGUCAUCAAGCUGUCAUGAGAUGCCUGCUGGCCUACUUUCUGGAUAAACCUGCAGAGGAACUGCCCUACCUGAAAUGCCCUUUACAUACAGUAUUGAAGUUAACACCGGUGGCCUAUGGUUGUAAAGUGGAGUCAGUUUGUUUGAAGGUGGAAGCUGUGAAUACACAUAGAGACAGACCAGCGAAUGUUAAUGUACAUCGCACAGCUGAAGAUGCCUUGCAGACUGUCCCACCUCAUCUUUGACCUACAGUCACUCCUCUGUAUCAUCUCCAAACCGGCUUCGCUGUUUCAACUUAGCCUUCCACUGACGGUCGCCUGGUCAACUUUUGCUCUGUAAUACUGAAAGAGUCAUUUCUGUACUGUAUGUUAUGUGCUGGUUGUAUAUAGUGUGGCGGAUUUUGGAGUUCGGGAAAUCGAGUAUAUCUGUAUUUAAUAUGCAUAUAUGUACAUACACAAAUUUAAAUGUAUAUACAUUAUACCUAUGGGUAAUAAUGUAUAGGUUUGUUAUUUUGCUGCUCCUCCGAUAUCUGAGCCCUAAUUUUGUCAGAUUUAUUUAAUCUCUCAGUUAUUUUGAGGGAUGGAUGACUAAAUAUGUGCAAGAUGUUUGUGUGUGACAAAGAAACACUCAUUGUGUCAAAGAACAUAACAUUCAGUUUUACUUUAUAAUGGUUUCGGUUUUAAAUGCACCUCCUUCAUAUGAUGAUUGAUGGAGUGUAUGUAUUUAUUCACAUUUUAUAUGCUUUAAAGAUUUAAAUGUAAUACUGACCUUUAUCGCUUGACAUUUAAAUCAGACGACUAUACUGUAUUAAUUCAAGUGUUAUUUGAACGAAAUACUGAUGGUUGAUCAAUUAGGUCAUUUUAUAUCAUGUCAGUUUUUGUUCAGAGAAAUUAAGGUAUACUUCAACUGUAUUUCAAAAUAUCUAGAUGUUUCUUAUAUUGUCAAAUGUUGUAACAAAAUUAUAAUCUUGGUAUAAGUAUUAAAAACAAUAAAUGGCUUUUCAGGGACCAUUAAAGGGCACCUAUUAUGCAAAAUCCACUUUUACAAGGUGUUUGGACAUAAAUGUGUGUUGGCAGUGUGUAAACAAAACACACCCUACAAUAAAAAAAAUCCAUUAACUCUUGUUAAUGUGAUGUCACACUGACAAAGCUCCGCCCACAGCAACUGACUGACUGGUAAUUUUACACAAAGCUUUCUAAAUGUGUCUGUUAGCACGUUAAAUAUACUAUUGUCUCCGUCUGUAUUCACAGGAAUCACAUCUAUGUUAACCAAAAGCGCUCACUGACUGUUGGUAAGGAAGUGAGUUUGCAUUUAAAGUUACACACAUGAAACAGCACUUUUUGACACGCUAUAACGAAUGAUCUGUGAGGUAUUUUGACAUAAAACUUCACAGACACACCUAAGACUUACAUUUUCGAAAAUGAACAUAAUAUGUGCCCUUAAAAAGUUUAUAGCAACUUUCUCUCCAGCUUAUAAAAUAACUGACAAUUCUCUAGUAUUACCUAAAAUGAUACGAUUUAUCUGAGGCUGUCCAAUGUUGCUAUCCAAUUUGACCGGUGUGAUAUAUUGUUACCUCCAAUGUUACCUCAAACAAUGUCCAAAGCACACUGUAAUAUAGUGUAAACUUAAGAUCAUCAUUUAAAAUUGGAUUUUUGAAAUAUGAAUCAUGUAUUAUUAUGAUUGUUUGGUGCAACAAAUACAGAAAUAUGUACAAAAUAUGAUUUAGGAUGUUAGAUGUUACCACAAUUACAGAUUAUAAGUCAUUGAUCUGAAUUGUAUUUUAAAGUAUAAUUGGAUCACAAAGUAAUUUGUGUAAGAGCCAGAUAAUCUAGUUUCAAUGGUUAAUACCAAAACUGAUGUCCAGAAUUUCUGGAAUGUGUUGAAAAUGAUGAUUCAUUUGUAUGUGUUGUAAUGCCAUGUCUUUGAAUAAAACAUUUGUGGUGAU